Messenger RNA from Camelina sativa (false flax), 1496 nucleotides. RefSeq lists its product as uncharacterized. The record is from RefSeq and is a predicted model, not a curated record. Lineage: Eukaryota; Viridiplantae; Streptophyta; Magnoliopsida; Brassicales; Brassicaceae.
CGUGUACCGUACACACAUACCCAUACGAACCACUCACAAUCCUUAAAAAGAGAGAGAGACUAAAAAGCUUCGGAUCGGAAAAAAUGGUUUCGUGGAUGAUGACGAUCAAGGCGGUGCUACUCUCUAGCGGCGUCGCAUCCGUUGUUACGUUACUUAAAGUCUCUGUACCUGUAGCUGUUGAUUUCUCCGUGUCGCAAGCUCCGAUCUUAUGGAGGUCCUUGUUGUCGUGGCUGAAACCUCCGUAUUUGUACGUCGUGACAAACGGAAUCAUCAUCACUAUCGUUGCUUCUUCAAAGUAUUACCGAAGCCACCAUGACCGUCAUGAAGAAGAAGAUGAGAUCGUUGUAUACGGUGGCGGCGGUGGUGGUGGUUAUAAGAUCCAGACGGAGGAGCUGAGUGUGACUCAACAUCAAGCUCCUCCGCGGAUGUUGGAGGUUAAGGAUUUGGAUACCGGUGCGCAUUUUGGUUUCGUUGUGGCGAAUCCGGAGGCGGAGGAGCUGGAAUUGAAGGCGGUUGAGGAGAAGGAGGAGGAGAUUACAGAUGCGGCGAAGGCGACGGCGGAGGAGGAUGAAAUUAAGAAGGAGCUUAAGAGUGUGAUUAUGGUGGAGAAUUUAGAUCUGGUUAAAUCCGAUUUCGUACCGCCGUCAAAUUUUAAUCAGAAUCGUCUUCCGCCGAGGAUGAUCGAAUCAGAGAAUCUUCCUCCUCCGAUGGAGAAGCCUCUGGUUGCUUCAAGGAUCGGUCACCGGAAAUUGAUGAAAGCAAGCCAAGAAGGUGGGAGAGCUUUGAGAGUGACGAAGCCGAAGAAGGGGAACGAGACGUUGGAGAACACGUGGAAGAUGAUAACGGAAGAGAAGAGUAAGUUAUACCGGAGAUCUGAUACGUUUAGCCGUAGAGAUUCCGGCGGUGGUGGUAUUGACGGCGAGGCGAAACCGGUUUAUAAGAAAUCGGAGACGUUUAGGGACAGAACUAAUUAUUACCAGUCGUUAGAGACGGCGAAGAUGAGGAAAGAGCCGUCGCUGAGUCAGGACGAGUUGAAUCGGCGAGUUGAAGCGUUUAUAAAGAAGAUUAAUGAGGAGAUGAAGUUGCAGAGGAUGGAGUCGCUCAGACAGUACAAAGAGAUAACUAGCCGUGGGGUUUAAGCUUCUUCUUCUUCUUCUUCUUUUUUACUGCUUUUUUUUUUUAAUCUUCGUUUAAAUUUUUUUAUUGGCUCUUUUUUAUACACAGUAAAAUUAGGAAAAAAAAUAGAAAAAGAAGAUUAGUUAGAUGUCAAAAAAAAAUUACAGUGAAAGAAAAAAAUCUGUUGAUUAAAUUUGUGAAGCUUGAGGAUUUUAUAGUCAAUGCUUUGAAGGGGUUUUUUUUUUUUUUGUUUUUGUUUGUGUGAAUGUGUGUAUAAUUUUGGUCAGCUAUAAAUUUGGUUUGUAAAUAUUAAUGUGUUGGUUUGACAAAAAAAAAAAAGAUAUAUUAAUUGAAUAUAUACACUUGGUUGUUACUUGUUA